AUGGACAACCCUCCAGCCUCUAUCAUGCCACCUGGAUGCCAUAACCGUGAAACGUCUGGGAGAUAUUCGCCAUUCAGCUUGCUACCUCCAUCGAUCGACACGACAAUAGCAAUCGCACAUGCAGCGCAACUAUGUCGCGUUGACAGCUCCCAAUUGCAGGACUUGCUACCAUGUACAUCUAUCCAAGAAGGGCUUAUGGCUCUCACUACCCAACGGCCAGGCGACUACGUAGCCACGUUCAUCUAUGGUAUCGGAGCUAAUGUCAGCAUCGAGAGAUUGCACCAAGCCUGGGAUCUGGUCGCUGAAUCGAAUCCCAUCCUAAGAACAAGGAUUAUCAGUCUCCCAACGGUACAGGGGCAUGUGCUUUGGCAGGCAGUCCUUGAUGUGCCUCUGUCCUGGAAGACUGAGAACGAAGGUGACGUCGAUGCAGGUCCUGAACAUCAAAUGAACCUGUCGGAGCCACUCACAAGAAUGUCGAUAAUCAAACCAUCACUCGGCUCAGGACCCUGCUGCCCGUACUGGAAAAUACACCACGCACUUUAUGAUGGUUGGAGCAUAAACCUUUUCCUGGGAGAAGUUGAACGAGCAUAUUAUCGGCAGCCGGAGAGCGGGCUGCGUCAAAUGCAGCAUUUCAUACGCCACCUACAGGCCCGGGACGAAAGCGCAGAAAAAGUCUUCUGGAGCCAGUACUUUGACGGUAUCCGUGGCGCACACUUCCCAUCUGUACCGCUGGACUCGCAUCCUCGUCCCGAUAGCCAGAUUACGUUCGAUAUGACAGACCUGCCUCUGAGCCACUGCGACUACACAGGAGCCACUAUUGUCACGGCGGCAUGGGCUACAGUCGCAGCAAAUGAAGCAGGCGCCAGUGAGGCGCUGUUCGGACUCAUAGUCACAGGUCGUCAAGCCCCGUUGAAGGACAUCGAGUUCAUUGCCGGCCCCACGAUCGCGACUGUUCCCAAGAGAGUAUCGCUCGAUUGGAGAUCAAGUCACGACCAUCUGCUAGAUAACGUACAGAAAGGAGCUGCUGAGAUGAUCCCAUUUGAGCAGACUGGGCUUCGGAACAUUUCUCGAAUGAGCGAGAGUGCUGCACUUGCAUGCAAAUUCCAGACGCUCCUACGUCAGCAGUCCCAUCUUCUACGAGAUGCACGACCGGCAUCCGAUAAUUACUCGAUCGUCACUGAAUGUCAUCUCGAGAAAGAUGCAAUCCAUGCACGCUUCUCGUACGACUCAAAGGUCGUCUCUCCGCAACGUGCAGAAUUCGUGCUCAUGGGAUUACAUGGUCCGAGGUGGGACCUUCAUCAGGUAUGGGCAUGGAACAGUGCCGUACCUGAGCCCACGCGAGCAUGCGUCCACGAUAUCGUUUCUCGAAGAGUCAUCGAGCGCCCCUUGGCACUUGCGAUUUGUGCCUGGGACGGGAAUUUAACUUAUGAAUACUUGGAAGACCUUUCCACGCAAGUCGCUCUUCACCUUUCUGGCCAAGUACUCUCUGGCGAGAUCAUCCCCCUUCUUUUUGAAAAGUCAAAGUGGAUGCCGGUGGCUGCGAUCGGCGUCAUGAAAGCUGGUGGCGCAUGUCUCGCUCUCGAUUCAGGACUACCGCCCGUGCGACUGCAAAAUCUUGCGGCGGAGUCGAGAGCGUCGCUGAUAUUGUGCUCGGUCAAGAACAGCACCCUCGUGCAGCAAAUUGGGGCUCAGAAGAGUGUUGUGGUAGGCAACGACUGCCAGUGGCCAGCUGGAGAAUCAUCCGUCUUACCGCAAGUGAAUCCCAGCGAUAAAUUCUAUGUCAACUUCACCUCUGGCAGCACCGGUAUUCCUAAAGGGGCCCUGAAUACGCACGAGGCCUUCUGUUCGUCCAUCACCUAUCAGCAAAGACGAUUAGGAUUCGAUGAAUUCGCUCCACAGUGCGAGCGUGAUAACGAUCUGGCCGGCUGUCUAGAGCGGUACAAUGUCACCCUGGUCGACCUGCCGCCAUCUGUCGCACGCAUCAUGAGUCGUCGUGCGCUCUCGCAACUGUCAACUCUCAUUCUUGGCGGAGAGCCUGUGAUGCCGGAGGAUGCGUAUCUGGCGGGCGCUAACACCAGGAUCGUCAACGUGUAUGGGCCGGCAGAAUGCACGCCGACCGCAACUCUGGCGGAGGUCAAACCCAACGAUGUCAGCAUAGGUCGAGGUGCAGGCGUAUGCACGUGGAUUAUUGAGCCACAACUACAGACUAUCUGCCCAAUCGGCACUGUUGGAGAGCUUUGGCUGGAAGGGCCGUUGGUGGGUGAAGGAUACUUACAUAACCAAGAGCAAACGAAAGAUUGCUUCGUCGAAAACCCUCCUUGGCUGACGCAAGGAGUAUCAGGCAGCUGCGCUCGACCGGGUAGACCUGGUCGGAAGGGCAGAUUGUAUCGCACGGGCGACUUGGCCCGGUACAGGAACGACGGGUCUAUCGUGUUUGUGGGGCGCACUGAUUACCAGGUCAAGAUUCGCGGUCAGAGGAUAGAGCUGGGCGAAGUUGAGCAUCACGUCCAGCAAGCGCUUCCUCCUGAUAUUUCGGCAGCGGUGUGUACGGAAGUGAUACAACCACAGGUGGCCAAGGGGAAAGUUGUUGUGGCGUUUAUCAGUCUCAGAGGCGAAGCCUCUACCGCCAUGGAUCAAGAGUCUCACAAUGCUGCGGUACACAAUCUGACCGAGGGUGUGAUCUCACGCCUCACGGACAGCGUCCCUUUGCACUUGAUUCCUACAGCUUUCAUUCCGGUGUUGACGCUGCCUCGCUUGUCCUCGGAUCAGAUCGAUCGAAAGGCAUUGCGAACUCUCGGCGGAGGCACUCAUCUGAAACAGCGCAAUGUUGACCGGAAGGAAGCAAUUCACGGUGCGGAAAAACAGCAUGUGAACCGCAUCGAGGCCAUUCUCCAACAAAUAUGGGUGUCUGUGCUCAACUUGACAAAGGCUGAAGUAUCGGUGGAUCAGCCUUUCAUGCGGCUCGGAGGUGAUUCCAUCACUGCAAUGCAAGUGGUUUCGCAGGGAAAGCUUCGCAACGUGUCUUUCACCGUCACGGAUGUUCUGGAAGCAUCGACUAUCAGGAAGAUCGCUCGCCGUUGCAAGAUCAUGGAGACGCAGCACAGCCCCAAUGGAGACUCAAAUGUUGAUGCUGAUGGAGUUGAGGUGCAUAACAGGCCCUUUGAUUUGUCUCCCAUCCAGCAAAUGUUCUUCCAAGCCUAUCCUGAUGGAUUGAACCACUGGAAUCACACUUACCUGCUGGAGCUUGCACGGCCAGUACGCGCGGAACUGCUUCGUGAUGCAUUGGAGGCGCUUUUCGCACGCCAUGCUAUGUUGCGCUGUCGCUUCCACAGAGACGAAGCGACUGGCAAGUGGAUGCAAAGGGUGUUGCCGAAGGAUGAUGCGCAUCCAUAUCUUCUUCGAGAACAUCAUGUGAAUUGCCGUGAUGAAGUAGUCGGCAUCUCUCAGGCUCGACAAGAAUCGCUCGAUCUUCAACGUGGUCCAAUCUUUGCUAGCGACUUAUUUCAUAUCGCGUCAAACGGCACCCAGCUUUUGCUCCUCUCCUCUCACCAUGCAGUCAUCGAUCUAGUAUCUUGGCGCAUUGUAUGGGCGGAUCUCGAGGAUUUUGUCAACCAUGGAAAACUAUUUUCACACCCGACUGCUUCAUUCCAGCAGUGGUGUCACCAGCAAUACACUAUUGGAGCCAGCCUUUCACCGUUGUCUGUUCUGCCAUACCCGGUUCCCAAGCCGCGAAGCGAAUUUUGGGGCCUUCCGGAAUCAGAGAACACGUUCUCAGGCUGCGAAACUCACAGCGUUAGCUUCGACCAAGACCUGACUUCGACUCUUUUUGGCGGGGCGAACGACUCGCUACAUACGGAGCCGAUGGACAUCAUGAUCGCCGCACUGACGCACUCGUUCAUGCAGACUUUCCCAGAGCGGGAGCCGGCUGUCGUUUGGCUUGAGGGACACGGUCGAGAGCCACCGGUUGAAAUUCCCUUAGAUAUCACCAACACCAUCGGAUGGUUCACCACAUUGUACCCUAUUCCUCUCGCCCUUUCAGCACAGAGCACUCUCGUUGAAGCUGUCCGCCUUGCCAAAGAUAAUAGACGUCGAGUGCCGAACAAAGGACAGCCAUAUUUCGCUUGUCGCUACCGUAGCCAGUCUGGACGCGAAGCGUUCCAACAGCAUGACCUGCCUGAAAUCGUUCUGAACUUCUCUGGCGAAUUCCAACAGUUAGAGGCCACAGAAGGCCUGUUCAAGCGAGCUGAAACCACAGGCAUGGGUGACCAGGACAUUGAAGAGAUCUCGCUCUCAGCAAAACGUACUAGCAUGAUCGAGAUCAAUGCUGAAAGAGAAAAAAGCCAAUUCAUGGUCACAGUCUACAUUCAUAAAAGAAUGAAGCACCAAGACAGGCUCAAGGGCUGGAUUGAUUCAUUCUCCCGGGCCCUAGUGACUGCAGCGCAAGAACUCGCAGUCCUGGACCCGACUUUCACUACCACCGACCUCCCGCUACUACCUCUAUCGCCCGACAACUUGCAGCGGUUGCUAAUUGAAGAACUACCACGCUGUGGGAUACAUGCGAAGGCCGUUAGCGAAAUGUGUCUCUGCUUACCUGCUCAAGAAGCCUCAUACUCCACAUCGAACACCUGGCGUUGUGUUCCAAGCGACGCUGCUCGGUCGACUGUGUCAACUUCGCGUCUGGCUGAAGCAUGGAGGACUGUAGCCAAGCGCCAUCCCAUCUUGCAGACUGUAUUCGUGACUCAUCCCGAAGGCGACGGAUUUGUGCAGGUGGUGCUACGACAGCCAAUUACUCGCAAAGUGAACAUUGAUGCUGGCGAAGAGCGACCGGUGGAUGUUUUGAUGCGGCUCGAAAGCCCUCAAUUCGCGCCGCAUGAGCCAAAGCAUGCCUUCUCCAUCUGCUGGUCAAGGAGCGGUGAGAUUGCCUACCGAUUAGACGUAAACCACAGCCUGGUAGAUGGCACCAGCCUGGGCCUCCUGUUGUCAGAGUUGACAAAUGCGUAUGACGGCGUUGGCAUGGAGCCCGCAACCCCAUUUCGCGAUGUUGUACAACACGUUACAAGCAUUCCGAAAGCGCAAAGACUCUCCGCUUGGGGUGCGCUCUUGAGGAACAUACAACCCACCCGGUUCCCUAUCCAAGCUUGCCACAACGAGGACAGAGACGUCCGCGAGCGAUUUGGCAACAAAAGCCUUCCGCGUAGUGCCGUUGAGGGUGUCGCCGAUUUCUGCAAAAGCGCAGACGUUACACGGUUCGUUUUCAUGCAGGUCGCUUGGGCGCUUGUCCUCGCACACUUCACCGGGCCGAGUGAUAUCUGCUUCGGCUACCUCGCGCACGGCCGCGAUGCGCCUGUUGCUGGCAUCGAAUCCACCAUCGGUCCUCUGAUAAGCUUGCUCGUAGGACGUGUAGAUCUCCGCCAGUUGGCCAGUAAAGUCCUCGAGGACGUCUCAAAGACGACUUUGAAACAUCGAAGUAUACAGCACAUCUCGCUAGCUGACCUUCAACAUCAUCUUGGCAUUCCACGUGGACUGUUCAACACGUCAUUAUCGGUGCGAAGGACAGAUGAGUCGCCAAGGAACCCGAGCUUGACAUUUGAGACGCAGGCCGGAGAGGACCUGCAUGAGUUCGAUAUUGGGGUCAGCGUUGAUGGUCUAAUGGAUGUCAUCGUGGAAUAUCGAGAGUCCUGCAUUUCUGCUCACGUUGCGCACGAGGCUUCUAGUGUUCUGAUAGAUGCUAUCCGGUAUUUGUUGACCACUGCUGGGGAUGAUGACCUGACCGUCGACAAAGAGGAUGGCUACGCUGCGUCCAGAUUCUUCAAGUACCUGGUAGGCAGCGAUGAGCCAUCGGCGAAGGUUUUCUGGUCCGAGCAGUUUACAGACACACAGGCUUCUCACUAUCCCUCUCGGCCCUUCGGCCGGUCCACUGAUGCGGAUGACGAGGUGCAGCUGGAUAUACCAGGCUCCUUAGACACCUGUUUCGAGAUGGCAACCGCACUGCGGACGGCGUGGGCAUUACUCGUGUGCCGCAUGACGGACUCGCGCGAGGCCAUCUUCGGCGUGCCCACUCUUCUCCGAAAGGUCGAAUCUCAAGGUCACAGCAUAGCCAAGUUUGGUCGCACGGGGCUUCACUGGAUCAUGUCGUUGAGUGACGAAGCAAGUUUCGCUUGUGACUUCCAGACAGUGGUAGAACUUGUUGAUGAAGCCACAGGUCUACCGUCAAAGUACCCCGGGCUCACGCAUGUCAGGUGUAUCUUAGAACGUGAGGCUCGUGCAAGGCUGAGUCUUCGCUUCAACACGAGCUCCAUGUCCAAGCAACAAGCAGAGCGCUUGCUCGAUCAGUUACAGUACAUAAUCACACUGCUACUUGACGAAGCUGUAAGAGAGCAGACGCUAGACUGUGUGAACAUGACCUGCAAGCAAGACUUGGAGCAGAUUUGGCAAUGGAACGCAACAACCCCAUCCGCGCCAUGUAUCUGCGCUUGGGAUGGCGUCCUAUCCUACCGACAACUGGACGACUUAUCGACGCAGCUGGCUCAAUCUUUAGUGGCGGAAAGUGUCGUGCUUGUGAUGAAGUGCGGUGCCGUUGCCGUGGCUACUGAUGUCACCACACAGCCAGAGGAGAGGCUUCUUGCAAUGGUUGAACAGGUCGGAUCGUCCAUGUGUCUUUCUUCGGUCAAGCAUAAGGAUCUUGCAAGUCGGCUUUGCACUUCAGUUACCGUUGUCGGUCCGGCACUUCUUCACAGGUCACCGCAUGUUAACGGACAACCAUUGCCGCAAGUCAGCCCGGACGACGCGUUGCUGAUUCAAUUUACGUCUGGCUCGACGGGAACUCCCAAAGGCGUCGUGGUCACGCAUGAGAAUAUGUGCAGUGCUUUGGCACACCAGCGAGAUGCACUUGGAUAUCGACAAGAUUCGAGAGUCCUCGACUUCAGCUCGUACGCCCUCGAUGUUUUCUGGGCCAACCUUUUGAAACUCUUUCAAAAGCUAUGGGCGGAGAUCCUGAAGCUCGACCCUGCUACUAUCGGCGUGGAUGGCGGCUUUUUCAGGCUUGGCGGCGACUCGAUCGGCGCGAUGAGAGUUGACGCUCUUGCUCGACAGAAUGGACUGCCACAGCUCACCGUCCGAGAUGUCUUCCGGCAUCCAUUGCUGAGGGAUCUUGCUUCUGCUGUUGAGGCGUCAUAA
Fulvia fulva is the source of this 7176-nucleotide messenger RNA. Its product is annotated as Nonribosomal peptide synthetase fmqA. The transcript is spliced from 9 exons. Gene Ontology annotation, cellular component: cytoplasm. NCBI's taxonomy places the organism in Eukaryota, Fungi, Ascomycota, Dothideomycetes, Mycosphaerellales, Mycosphaerellaceae. Gene Ontology annotation, biological process: amino acid activation for nonribosomal peptide biosynthetic process; secondary metabolite biosynthetic process. The record is from RefSeq and is a predicted model, not a curated record. Gene Ontology annotation, molecular function: catalytic activity; phosphopantetheine binding. The coding region runs from base 1 to 7176 and encodes 2391 amino acids.